AUGAAGGCAAGGCAGAUAGCAAGGCACAGCAAGGCAAGGUACAAGGCCCAAGGCAAGGCCCAAGGCAAGGCACAAGGCAAGGCAAGCGAAAGCACAAGGCAAGGCAAUGCACAAGGAAGACAAGGCAAGGCAGAAGGACAAGGCACACACCAAGGCAAGGCACAAGGCAAGGAAAGGCAAGUAAGAAGAAAAGGCAAAUCAAUAAACAAGUCAAGUCAUGGAAAGGCAAGGCACAAGGCAAGGCAAACAAAAGGCAAGCGAAGGGAAGGCAAGGCACAAAGUAAGGCAAGUGAAGGCAAAAGGCAAGGCAAAGCACAAGGAAAUGGCAAGGCAAGUCACAAAGCAAGGCAAGGGAAGGCACACGGCAAUACACAAGGCAAGGCAGUGCAAGGCACAAGGCAAGGGAAGACAAGGCAAGGCACAAGGCAAGGCAAACCAAGUUACAAGCAAGGCACAAAGCAAGGGAAGGCAAGGCACAAGGCAAGGCAAGGCACCAGCAAGGCAAUCAAGGCACAAAGCAAGGCAAGGGAAGGCAAAUGGCAAGGCAAGGUGCAAGGCAAGUCAAGACAAGGCACAAGAGAAUGGCAAGGCAAAGGAAAAAGCAAGGCAGAAGGCAAGGCAAGGCAAGGCAAGGCAGAAGGCAAGGCAAGGCAAGCAAAAGGCAAGCCAAGGGAAUGCAAGACACAAGGCAAGUCAAGGCACCAGGCAAGGCAAGGCAAUGCAAAGCACAAAGCAAGGCAAAUGAAGGCAAAAGGCAAGGCACGGUGCAAGAGAAUGGCAAGACAAAGCAAAAAGUAA
This is a messenger RNA of Mandrillus leucophaeus (drill), 798 nucleotides long. RefSeq lists its product as uncharacterized. NCBI's taxonomy places the organism in Eukaryota, Metazoa, Chordata, Mammalia, Primates, Cercopithecidae. The transcript has 6 exons. The coding region runs from base 1 to 798 and encodes 265 amino acids. The record is from RefSeq and is a predicted model, not a curated record.